CAGUCUUUAUCAUCCAUUAUUUUCAAAAAAAAAUGCCAUUGGGCCCAUCGAGGCGCCAUUCCGAAGAGGCUUGGCAACUCUUAAGCGCACUAGAAGACUUGUCCAUCCCAGUGAAACAAAUAUUACAAUCUGUAGAGAAUGAAGAAGAACUUGAAUAUCUCGUGUCGGAACAAGAACUGUCAGAACGUUUAGAAUGGCUAUUCUUGGAUGAUGAAAUAGCCGAUAUGCUAAGACACCUGAUACAAGGGAUCAAGAAUAACCAGAUUGUACCCCUUAUAUCUAGAAAUAUUGUUGAAGAAAAAGAUGACAACUUCAAAAGUGAAGCUUUCAAUCUUUCCAGUGGAAAGGAAGACACCUUGACGGAGACAAAUAAUAGGAUAGACGGACUUGGAAAGAAACAAAUGUUAUUGCAACUCUUCAAGGACCGCGUCCAAGAACUAGACAAGAAGAAAGAGCAGUUGGAAAACUUGUUAUCGGAUACCAAGUACAAGUCCAAGCAGACUUUAUCUGUUUCAAACAUCCACGAAAACCUCAAUCUUGAAAGAAAUAUAUUGAGACUUGAUCAUUUUCUUUGCACAUUAUGUAGAACCUGUUCUUCUUUCGAGUAUUUUAUUCUUCAUUUGGUAGAUAUGUACAAGAGGCAAAUAGGUCUUGAGAAUAAUUUAAAAGGAGACGAUGGCAAUGAAUGGUCAAUAGAGCAGUCAUUGCAACAGUUUUACACCCAAGCAAAGCUUUUAGAAGACAAUAUACAAGACAUGCAAUUGCAGAUGAUUCGUACAUUGACAACUUUACAUAAAGUUCAUGCAACUCAAACGUUUCUAGUGAGACGAAAUGCACAUAGCGACAAUACUAUCAACGGCAACAACCAGUCUUCCAAACGAUUACAUCGAGUUGAAAAGAAUCGAAUAAAAGAUUUGGAAGGAAAAGUGAUCCAAUUAGCUACAAGGAACAUUCGUUUGCAAGUUCGUCGGAAGAUUCAAAGCUCAUUGGAAGAGUCUUUUAAAAAGAUGAUGAGUCUGAACCAUUUUUAUGAAAAGCAUUUAUUCCAUAAGAAAAUUCAAAUCCAGUCCUUACAACUGAUGCUUCGAAUGACUUCAACUCGAAACUACCUUUUGGAAGAAAUCCGAAAUCAGUUUGAAUUAAUGUGUCGGUUGCUUGAGAAAGAAAUAGUAGUAACGGAAGACUUGAAAUGUCAUCUAAACUCUUCAAACGGUGUUCAACUGGCACAUAUGAUGGAAAGACUAUAUCAGAAUACUAUGUAUCGUAUCUCUAAAAUAACAGGACAGUCCAUGUCGACAAUGGAGAACAUCUUUCAAUUUAUUAAAGAAUGCAAACAAGAACUUGACGAUGCCAAGCUUUAUGAGCAAAAUAUCUUAAAACAAAGCUUCAAACAAAUGGAAGAGAUACAGCAACCAGUGAAGGAACUUUUGGAAAUGCUUCAAGGUGCACACAUUUGGGAGCCCAGUCAACAUAAUGGUCACCAAAGUUAUUCACAAACAAUCAACUUGCUGGAAAGUAAAAUAGCUUCUAUCCGACAGGAUGUAAAUGAUAUUUUAACCACAUAUGGAGAACAACGCAAAUUCCGAAAGUCUUCCAAAGAAAAAGAAAACUUGAAUAUGAACUAAAAAAGUAUAACGAAAAGUAAACUUUGGUAACUGGAA
Galdieria sulphuraria is the source of this 1661-nucleotide messenger RNA. RefSeq lists its product as uncharacterized. The transcript has a single exon. The record is from RefSeq and is a predicted model, not a curated record. Lineage: Eukaryota; Rhodophyta; Bangiophyceae; Galdieriales; Galdieriaceae. Bases 33 to 1625 code for a protein of 530 amino acids.